Molecule: messenger RNA, 1476 nt
Organism: Lotus japonicus
Lineage: Eukaryota; Viridiplantae; Streptophyta; Magnoliopsida; Fabales; Fabaceae
Product: disease resistance protein RPV1-like
Exons: 3
Coding region: 170-1240 (356 amino acids)
Biological process (GO): signal transduction
Source: RefSeq, a predicted model, not a curated record
AAUAUAAAAGAAAUAAAUAAUGAAAUGUGAUAGAAAAAGAAAAGAGAUAAGAAGGGAAAGUAUGAUGAGAUAAAAAAAAUGAUGGUAUAUAUCAUAAAAACCCCUGCCCAACAAUAUAAACUAGUGCUUCAGUUAAUUGCAACUGGUUCUGCAGGUGUUCAUUAUUAUCAUGUCGAAUGAAGAAGGGGUAGAUGCAACUAACGAAGUCAAGGUUAGGAGUGAAAGCUACGAUGUUUUUAUCUCUUUUCACGGAGAAGAUACCCGCCGCAACUUCACUAGUACUCUCUACGAUGCUUUGCGCCACAAGAGAAUUAAGACCUUCUUCUUACAUGAAACUGAUCAUCGUGGAGAGGAUCCACCCUCUACUGUCAAAGCAAUUCAAGAAUCAAGGAUUUCAAUUGUUGUUCUCUCCAAAAACUACGCAUCUUCCUCGUUUUGUCUCAAUGAACUUGUCAACAUCAUUGAGUGUAUGAAGAUGAACAACCAGCUGGUCUGGCCCAUCUUUUACAAAGUGGAGCCAUGGGAGGUAAGACAUCAGCGACGCACGUAUGAGGCAGCCAUGUUGCGGCAUGAAGAAAGAUUGGGACAUGAUUCUCAGAGUAUUGUGCGGCGAUGGAGGGCAGCUAUGUUAGAAGUCGGCAACUUGAACGGAUGGCUUUACCGUGAGAAUGAGUACGAAUAUGAAUUCAUCCAGAGGAUUGUGGAAUUAGCCGUUCAAUCGCUGCCUCGCUUUGAUGUUUUCCUCAGUUUCAGCGGGGAAGAUACUCGGUACUCCUUUACGGGAUUUCUUUAUCACGCGUUGCGUCAAGAGGGAUUCAAAACCUUUAUGGAUGAUGAGGAAUUGGAGGGCGGGAACCAGAUUUCAAAUACUCUCCUGGAGGCAAUUGAAAAAUCGAGGCUUUCAAUUGUUGUUUUCUCUGAAAACUAUGGAUACUCCACAUGGUGUCUUGAUGAAUUUGUUAAGAUCAUUGAGUGCAUGAAGACUAAGAAUCAGAUGGUUUGGCCAAUAUUUUACAGAGUAGAACAGUCAGAUGUUAGCAAUCAAACAAAAAGUUAUGGAGAUGCCAUGAUUGCACAUGAAAAAAAGUUUGGAAAAGACUCUAAAAAAGUGCAAAAAUGGAGGUCAGCUUUGUCUGAAGUUGCCUUCUUAAAAGGAGAGCAUGUCAAAGAAGAUGAGUACGAAUAUGAAAUCAUAAAAAAGAUUGUAGAAAUGGCCAUUGAUCUUGAAAGCCACUUGUGAUGCCAAGUCCUUGCUCGAAUGUCAACUAGAAGUAAAGAGUUGAAAGUAUCUUAGGAGCCUAACUGAUAAAGGAGGUGUUAAGUGGUGGUUUUACAAGCGAUUACCAGCUUAGAAAUGGAUAGCAGUUCUAUGGCUAUGUUUAACAUUGUGAUGUUGUUUUGGUCUUUCGGAUUUUCAUCCUGUAUAAUUGCAGUUCAGAGAUAAAAGUAUGACAAUGAAAAUAAUAAUUUAUCCAA